Messenger RNA from Notothenia coriiceps (black rockcod), 579 nucleotides. Its product is annotated as NEDD4-like E3 ubiquitin-protein ligase WWP2. Gene Ontology annotation, molecular function: protein binding. The transcript has 4 exons. Lineage: Eukaryota; Metazoa; Chordata; Actinopteri; Perciformes; Nototheniidae. The record is from RefSeq and is a predicted model, not a curated record. The annotation marks the transcript as partial.
AGAUAUUGCAAUCUGACAGACCCAACCUGAGGAGGACACAGAGUGAGGAGUCCCCGGGUACACCUGGAUCUCACAACAGGAGUAACAGGCACUCAGUGGGAGGAACACAGGGCAGCUCCCCAGGGGGCCCCAGGGGGGGCUCUCUGACCAACGGGGAGCUGAGUGAGGAGCAGAACCCCGGCCCGGGCUCAGUCGCUCACCGUCGCUCCUCCAAAAGUCACGGGAGCCCAGGAAGCAGCGCAGACAAAGUGGAGUUGACGUCUAACGGGCUGGAGAGCAGUCGUGGGGGUGUGGCCCAUCUCACCCCUCCUCCCCCCUCUCUGUCGGGCCGAUCCCCGGUUGACAGCAGCAGCAGCCCCUCUCCGGGUCAGGACGCUCUGGGACCGGCCCCGCCCGCAGAGCCCGGCCCUAACCCCCCCCCCAACACAGAGCAGGCCAGCAACAGCAACACGGAGCCCUCCACAGAGACACUGCCCACAGGCUGGGAGCAGAGGGUGUUGCCUCAUGGCAGAGUGUACUACGUCGACCACAACACCAAAACCACAACCUGGGAGAGACCACUGCCACCAGGGUACGCCU